This is a messenger RNA of Salvelinus fontinalis (brook trout), 2651 nucleotides long. RefSeq names its product phosducin-like protein 3. Lineage: Eukaryota; Metazoa; Chordata; Actinopteri; Salmoniformes; Salmonidae. Bases 1 to 972 code for a protein of 323 amino acids. Gene Ontology annotation, biological process: protein folding. The record is from RefSeq and is a predicted model, not a curated record. The transcript is spliced from 4 exons. Gene Ontology annotation, cellular component: cytoplasm.
AUGCAGAGCACAACAGAUCUGGGACCUGUGGUAAUAAACCACAUAGAGUUGGGUCAAUUUUCUCAUCCGAGACCUUUCCUCCUCUUAGAUCCUCCUCUGUGGGUAGUUAAAGACAGAGAAGAAGAUGUAGAAUACCAGGAGAGAAGCGAGAGUGAGGAAGGAGAUGAGGAGGAGGAGGAGGAGGAAGAGUAUGUAUGUGUGAUAAUAGAAGGGUCAGAGGUGGAGGAAGAUGAGGAGGAAGAGGAGGAGGAGUAUGAGGUUACAUGUGUAGGGGAGUAUGUGGAGGAAGAGGAGGAGGAGUAUGAGGUUACAGGUGUAGGGGAGUAUGUGGAGGAGGAGGAGGAAGAGGAAUGUUUGUUAGAGGUUGUGGUGAAAGAGGAGGUGGUAGAGGAGGACGAAGAAGAAAGAGUGGAGACGUAUGAGAAGGAGAAGAACGAGAAGGGAGAGAAUAAAGAGGAAGAAGAAGAAGAAGACGCAGAAGAAGAGAAGGCAGAGAAUAAAGAAACGGUAGAGGAGGAAGAAGCAGAAGAAGAAGAAGGGAAGGUAGAGGAGGAAGAAGCAGAAGAAGAGGAGCAGGAGACAACCAACACAUUUCCCAGUGUACCUAUGUGUUCCCUGUUGAAUCACCACUUCAGUCACCUGGCCACUAAAUUCCCUGAGUGUAAGUUCCUGAUGAUCCUGGCCGGGCAGUGUGUCCCCAACUACCCUGCCAGCCACCUCCCCACCCUGUUCAUCUACGAAUCAGGAUGUAUCCUCAACUCACUGAUAGGAGAGAAGGCCUGUGGAGGGAGGAACGUAUUGGAAGAUGAGCUGAAGUGGAUGCUGGCCCAGUCGGGAGCGUUUGUGAUUGACAGCUACGAGGCCUUAUACCAGGAGGGCACGCCCAUCACGACGCCGCGUUCGGAACAGGGACAGGAAGACUACAGUGAUGACCAGUCUGAUCACUAUGACAACCAAGGCACCGAGGUGUAGUCAUGGUUACAGUGAUCACUGUGACAACAAAGAGACAGCAGUGUAGACUGUGAACUCUAUGACAUCAUGAAACAGUGGUGUAAACUCUGAUAUAAUAUCCCAUUCAUAAAUGUUGGCUACUGUUGACUCAUUACAUGUGAUCCAGAUCAGAUUUAAUACCGGUAGAGGUAGCCACUCAUAUUGACUCAUUAUAUGAUGUGAUCCAGAUCAGAUUUAAUACAGGUGUAGGUAGCCACUCAUAUUGACUCAUUAUAUGAUGUGAUCCAGAUCAGAUUUAAUACAGGUGUAGGUAGCCACUCAUAUUGACUCAUUACAUGAUGUGAUCCAGAUCAGAUUUAAUACAGGUGUAGGUAGCUACUUAUAUUGACUUGUUACAUGAUGUGAUCCAGAUCAGAUUUAAUACAGGUGUAGGUAGCUACUCAUAUUGAGUCAUUACAUGAUGUGAUCCAGAUCAGAUUUACAGGUGUAGGUAGCUACUUAUAUUGACUUGUUACAUGAUGUGAUCCAGAUCAGAUUUACAGGUGUAGGUAGCUACUCAUAUUGACUCAUUACAUGAUGUGAUCCAGAUCAGAUUUAAUACAGGUGUAGGUAGCUACUCAUAUUGACUCAUUACAUGUGAUCAAGAUCAGAUUUAAUACAGGUGUAGGUAGCUACUCAUAUUGAGUCAUUACAUGAUGUGAUCCAGAUCAGAUUUACAGGUGUAGGUAGCUACUUAUAUUGACUUGUUACAUGAUGUGAUCCAGAUCAGAUUUACAGGUGUAGGUAGCUACUUAUAUUGACUUGUUACAUGAUGUGAUCCAGAUCAGAUUUACAGGUGUAGGUAGCUACUCAUAUUGACUCAUUACAUGAUGUGAUCCAGAUCAGAUUUAAUACAGGUGUAGGUAGCUACUCAUAUUGAGUCAUUACAUGAUGUGAUCCAGAUCAGAUUUACAGGUGUAGGUAGCUACUCAUAUUGACUUGUUACAUGAUGUGAUCCAGAUCAGAUUUAAUACAGGUGUAGGUAGCUACUUAUAUUGACUUGUUACAUGAUGUGAUCCAGAUCAGAUUUACAGGUGUAGGUAGCUACUCAUAUUGACUCAUUACAUGAUGUGAUCCAGAUCAGAUUUAAUACAGGUGUAGGUAGCUACUCAUAUUGAGUCAUUACAUGAUGUGAUCCAGAUCAGAUUUACAGGUGUAGGUAGCUACUCAUAUUGACUUGUUACAUGAUGUGAUCCAGAUCAGAUUUAAUACAGGUGUAGGUAGCUACUUAUAUUGACUUGUUACAUGAUGUGAUCCAGAUCAGAUUUACAGGUGUAGGUAGCUACUCAUAUUGACUCAUUACAUGAUGUGAUCCAGAUCAGAUUUAAUACAGGUGUAGGUAGCUACUCAUAUUGACUCAUUACAUGUGAUCCAGAUCAGAUUUACAGGUGUAGGUAGCUACUUAUAUUGACUCAUUACAUGAUGUGAUCCAGAUCAGAUUUAAUACAGGUGUAGGUAGCUACUCAUAUUGACUCAUUACAUGUGAUCCAGAUCAGAUUUAAUACAGGUGUUGGGUUAAAUGCGGAAGACACAUUUCAGUUGAAUACAUUCAGUUGGACAACAGACUAGGUAUCCCCUCUUUCCCUUUCCAUACUCAUAUUGAGCUCACUUGUUAUUUUAUAAUAUGCUGUAAUAAAGUAUGUUAUAUCUUAUUUUAUAAA